UUUUAGGUGAAUUGGAACUCACUUCUGGCACCAUAGAUGUAAACGGUACCAUUUCAUAUGCAUCCCAAGAGCCCUGGGUGUUUGCAGCUACAAUUCGUCAAAAUAUCUUAUUUGGUUCCAGUUACGAUAAACUUCGGUACAAUGACGUUGUACGUGCAUGUGCUCUAGAAAAGGACUUCACCCAAUUUCCGAAUGGAGAUCUAACAAUGGUUGGAGACAGAGGAGCUUCUCUUAGUGGUGGGCAGAAAGCUCGAAUAAAUUUGGCAAGAGCGGUGUAUAGAGAAACUGAUAUAUAUUUGUUUGAUGAUCCUUUGUCGGCUGUUGACAUCCAUGUUUCGAAACAUUUGUAUGAUGAAUGUAUCAAUGGUUACUUGGUUGGAAAGACUAGGAUAUUGGUUACACAUCAAGUACAUCAUUUGAAGGAAGCUGACCAUAUAAUUAUUUUCAAUAAUGGAAUUAUAGAAAAAGAAGGAACUUUCCAAGACCUAUCUGAAAGUGAUAACUUAUACGCAAAGCUGCUGACUGCCGAACCUGAACCUACAGAAGAGGAGAGAUUAAAACAAGUUGAAUCUGCUGUAAUAUCACGAAAACUGUCGCUAAGGAGCAGAAACUCAUCUUUAUCAAGUGCUGUGAGCGAAAUCAGUCUGACCGAAGCUAUAAUAAAAGAACACAUGGAGGAAAAUGAACAAGAAGAAGAAGAAGAAAUAAAAUUGAAAGACAUUCAAGAAGAUUCGUCCAAAGGAAAAAUCCAUGGAUCUCUGUUUUGGAAAUACCUUACAUCGGGAGGAAAUAUUUUUUUUGUAAUCUUCGUUUCAUUCUUAUAUAUUACUACACAAGUAAUAGCCAGUGGGGUGGAUUAUUUCGUCAGGUACUGGGUUGAUUUAGAAGAAGCACGAAACCUCACUUUCGAAUUCAAUACCACUGAAGAAAUAAAAAUCGAACCAACGUCACCAUUGUCUACAGAUACUUGUUUGUACAUCUAUGCAGGAGGUUUAGUCCUACUUUUCAGCAUUGCUCUUUUGAGAUCGAUGUUGUUUUACAAGCUUGCAAUGUUCUGUUCACAGAAACUCCAUGAUAUCAUGUUUUCUAGUGUGAUAGAUGCGACUAUGAGGUUCUUCGAUACGAAUCCUAGUGGAAGAAUUUUGAAUAGAUUUUCGAAAGAUAUUGGUGCUGUAGAUGAACUUCUUCCAAAAGUGAUUCUAGAUUCUGGACAGAUUUUGCUUCUGAUGGUCGGUUCAUUACUGUUGGUUGCAAUUGUGAAUAGUUAUACUCUAAUUCUCGUAGCUAUAAUUGGAGUACUCUUCCUAUCUAUCAGAAACGUUUACCUAAAGACUUCCAAGAACAUAAAACGUCUUGAAGGAAUCAUGAGAAGUCCAGCCUUCACCCACCUAAACGCUACCUUGCAAGGUUUGACCACAAUCAGAUCAUUUGGUGCUCAAGAUAUUCUACGAGAUGAAUUCGAUAAACAUCAGGAUUCCCACACCAGUGCUUGGUUCAUGUACAUAUCAGCCAGUUCUGCUUUUGGAUUUUACUUGGACGUUCUUUGUUGUGUUUUUGUAGCAGUCGUCACUUUCAGUUUUCUCACAUUUGGGGAAUGUAAGUAUUACUGAAAGAUAAUACUGUAGAUGAUGA
This is a messenger RNA of Leptinotarsa decemlineata (Colorado potato beetle), 1632 nucleotides long. RefSeq names its product ATP-binding cassette sub-family C member 4. Gene Ontology annotation, biological process: transmembrane transport. The record is from RefSeq and is a predicted model, not a curated record. Gene Ontology annotation, molecular function: ATP binding; ABC-type transporter activity; ATP hydrolysis activity. Gene Ontology annotation, cellular component: membrane. NCBI's taxonomy places the organism in Eukaryota, Metazoa, Arthropoda, Insecta, Coleoptera, Chrysomelidae.